This is a messenger RNA of Ruditapes philippinarum (Manila clam), 1123 nucleotides long. RefSeq lists its product as uncharacterized. The record is from RefSeq and is a predicted model, not a curated record. Bases 115 to 750 code for a protein of 211 amino acids. Lineage: Eukaryota; Metazoa; Mollusca; Bivalvia; Venerida; Veneridae. The transcript has 5 exons.
AUUGAUUUAGCGUUUUGUUGUCCGAACUUUACAGUUUUAAGUUUUGAAUCAUAAAAUAUAUGCUUGAUAUAUCGUUCUUUUUUACAGAAAAGAUGUCAACCUAACCCAGAAGAGAUGACGGAGACCACAUACCUUCAAGACGACGGUCAGGACAAGCAAAGGGAAAAUUACGGUCUGGUUGGAACACAAGGACCAGAAAACGAUCAAAGCAGUUGUGGAUGUUUUAUUCUGAAAUGUUUAAGGAGACUGAUCAGAUGUUUAUGCAGGACAAUCUGUUGGUUGCUCUCCUUUUUCAAUUGCUGCUGCUGCCCCCGCUGCUACAAAGGGAAUGUCCAGAUUUUUAUACCAGUACAAACACCGACGACUUUUGGAUUUUCCUCUGCCAUCUCUAGAUUGUGCAAAGAAAUAUCUUAUAAAUGUCAAUUAUGCUAUGAUGUUGCAAUGUUACACGAAGCGUUACCGCUCGUUGUUGUAUGCCAGAUAUCUUCAAGGUUCGAGCCGGACAUUGAUUUUGCACUUAAUGAUAUUAAAUGGAAAAAACCUUUCGUUGUCCUCCUUCUUCAUUGUGGUUUAGAAAGUUCCUUACCUACAUUACCAACAGCUUCGAAACUAGGAAAUAUGGAAAAAUAUCAAAAUAUUGAAUUCAUUGACGUCGCUUACAAUAUUGAUUCAGAACUGUAUCCAUGUAAAACGAAUAAAACUGCGAGAAGUCAAUUGCAAACAUUUUUUAAAAUAAAUGUUAAAGCCUGACAUAUUCAGUUGAAAAUGUUUCAAAAGUUUUAAGAUACUGAAAAAGUAUGAACCGGCUCAGUCUCUAUUAUAUUUAUAUAAACUUUUAUCAGAAAAAAACUAGAGACGACGAUUCAUAUUGUUUAACUGGCAUAAUUAUAGCAGAAUUUAAACAAAAAUUGAAAUAUUAUUUCAUUUUAUUAAAGAAAAGUUUAUUCACCUUUCCAGUAUUUACAUUUUAUGUAAAAUGGCUUACUUGUUAUCCAAUUGCUACACUGAGAUAAUAUAAAGUCACUUAUUGACCUGGUUUGCACAAAAGAACACGUGGUCACGUUUGUGAUACUGUUUGUGAGCAGUUGAUCUAGCAAUGAAUGGAAAACGUUUGGCAAAUUGU